Molecule: messenger RNA, 1893 nt
Organism: Alternaria atra
Lineage: Eukaryota; Fungi; Ascomycota; Dothideomycetes; Pleosporales; Pleosporaceae
Exons: 3
Coding region: 1-1893 (630 amino acids)
Molecular function (GO): protein binding
Source: RefSeq, a predicted model, not a curated record
AUGUCAGAGGGUGUGCUUGCGAUGGCAAAGCUUGAUACUUUAGCUCAGAGAAGAGCAGGUGCUCAGAGCGUCAAAGAGUUACUUCAAGAUGCGCGCCAGUUUAUCAUGUACCAUGUCCCGGCAAUUCAGAACAGCCCUCUCCAAGUAUAUGCAUCUGCACUCCUGUUUAGUCCAGACCGCAGUCUUGUAAAGAGUUGUUUUAGAGAAGAAACUCCAAAAGGAAUCUCGAGAAGGACAGCUAUGGGGGGUCAGUGGAGUGCCUGCCUACAGACGCUUAAAGGCCAUAGCGGUUCAGUCAACUCAGUAGCCUUCUCGCACGACUCGGCCCGGCUGGCGUCGGCAUCGGACGACGAGACGAUCAAGAUAUGGGAUGCGACCCGCGGCGAUUGCCUCCGGACACUUAAAGGCCAUAGCGAUUCAGUCCUGUCAGUAGCCUUCUCGCACGACUCGGCCUGGCUGGCGUCGGCAUCGGCCGACCACACGGUCAAGAUAUGGAAUGCGAGCAGCGACGACUAUCUCCUGACGCUCGAUGAACAUAACGGUUCAGUCAACUCAGUAGUCUUCUCGCACGACUCGAAGUGGCUGGCGUCGGCGUCAUCCGACCAAACGGUCAAGAUAUGGGAUGCGAGUAACGGCGAGUGCCUCCGGACGCUUGAGGGCCAUAGUGGUAUGGUCAGGUCAGUAGCCUUCUCGCACGACUCGGUCCGGCUAAUGUCAACGUCGACGUCGCCCGACAGGAGGAUCAAGGCAUGGGGUGCGAGUAAUGGCGGGUGCCUCCAAACGCUCAAGGCCAAUAGCGGUUCGGCCUCAGUAGCCUUCUCGCACGACUCGAAAUGGCUGGCGUCGGCGUCGUCCUUCGAUAAGACGGUUAAGAUAUGGGAUGCGAGCAGCGGCGAAUGCCUCCAGAUGCUCAAGGGUCAUAACGGUGAGGUCAGGUCAGUAGCCUUCUCGCACGACUCGGCCCGGCUGGCGUCGGCAUCGGACGACGAGACGGUCAAGAUAUGGGAUGCGAGUAACGGCGAGUGCCGCCGGACGCUUAGGGGCCACAGCCUUUGGGUGCAGUCAGUAGCCUUCUCGCACGACUCGGCCUGGCUGGCGUCGGCAUCGGCCGACCGCACGGUCAAGAUAUGGAAUGCGAGCAGCGACGACUACCUCCUGACGCUCGAUGGACAUAGCGGUUCAGUCAACUCAGUAGUCUUCUCGCACGACUCGAAGUGGCUGGCGUCGGCGUCAUCCGACCAAACGGUCAAGAUAUGGGAUGCGAGUAACGGCGAGUGCCUCCGGACGCUUAAGGAUCAUAGUGAUCCAGUCAGAUCAGUAGCCUUCUCGCACAACUCGAAGUGGCUGGCGUCGGCGUCAUCCGACCACACGGUCAAGAUAUGGGAUGCGAGUAACGGCGAGUGCCGCCGGACGCUUAGGGGCCACAGCCUUUGGGUGCAGUCAGUAGCCUUCUCGCACGACUCGGCCUGGCUGGCGUCGGCAUCGGCCGACCGCACGGUCAAGAUAUGGAAUGCGAGCAGCGACGACUACCUCCUGACGCUCGAUGGACAUAGCGGUUCAGUCAACUCAGUAGUCUUCUCGCACGACUCGAAGUGGCUGGCGUCGGCGUCAUCCGACCACACGGUCAAGAUAUGGGAUGCGAGUAACGGCGAGUGCCGCCGGACGCUUGAGGGCCAUAGUGGUAUGGUCAGUUCAGUAGCCUUCUCGCACGACUCGGCCCGGCUGGCGUCGGCAUCGGACGACAAGACGAUCAAGAUAUGGGAUGCGACCCGCGGCGAUUGCCUCCAGACACUUUCUAUUGCUCAUGUCUUCACACCGAUAUUGGCAUUAUUGAAAUUCGUACCCUAUCCAAUUCAGGACCUCAGAAUUAUCAACGUAAAGGCCCAGCCUUAA